ACAUAGGCAAGGUUGCAUAAAUGGUAUAACGAUUGAGAAUAUUGGUCAGGUUCUUUCUGAAUCUUUUAACGCAUCAUUUGCAUUCCAACGAAAAUGAUGGCUAGCUUGGCGAAUACUGUUUUUAUGGCAUGUUUCAUGGCGAAUGUUUGCCUUGGUCAGCUUUGUGGGGAAAAUGUGUCGUAUGAACCACUAGAUAUAAUAAAAAUUAGUGAAGUGAUGCACGAUUGGUAUGAUGUGAUUGAUAUAAUUCCGAGCAAAAACAGAUUUGACUAUUGUCAUGAUAUUCGGAAUUUCAAUAAAGUUGACGAUGGCUUCAUUCUUACAAUGACACUACAAGUAGAAGGCCGAGCAACUGAAGACUCACUAGAUAGUUUGAUUCACUAUAUAGAUAAUGGAGAUGGGACGUAUACUGCAAAUCCUGAACUCAUUCCAUCGAUGGCAGCAAGUUCUAGAGAAUCGUUCAAGCAUAAACUCAACGUAACUGGGCUUCAAAAAGUGGAAGCUAUGAUAUACAAGAUGUCGACUGGAAAUUUUUUCUUCCUUACGGACUAUGAUGAAUACUUCAUUAUGGCAAAAUGUGCUCCCGAUUCUAAUCUGAUUGCCCUCGUCAAGCACAAGAAAAAGCAACCAACGGGAAAAGAUGUCGCGGACAUAUGGAAUGUAUUUUCCAACCACGGAGAAGCCCCUAUUACACACUGGGAAGGAUUUUGUACCAGAAGACGGUUCACAAAAUACGAAAUCGAAGAAAAAUAAUUUCUACUCAUGAAAUUGAGUAUUGAAGUACGAAACAUGGACUUCUGACUAAUAUCUUUUACAAUUCAUGUUAUAGACAUGAAAUAUAAUAUUGUUGCAUAAUAUCCAUCGGCCAAUGACCACACACAAAUAAAUGUGAUAUCAUAUUACAAAAAAGUAAUGUCGUACUGUUUCAUAAAUAUAAUGGAAAACCAUAACCUACAGCAGGGCUACUCAACUGGCGGACCUUUCGGGUAUUCGAUUCGGACAGCGACUAAUUCUUUAUUUUGAAUCAUUAGCCCCACUCUUGAAGUAUCCUUUUAUAAAAUCCCUUUUAUAGGUUUAAAUAUAUAUGAAAAAAACUAUAACGCAAUAAUAAACAAUUUUACAUAGCUAAUAUUCAUUUUAGUCUGCCGAGAGAGUGCGUGUUUAGGGAUGCCGGAAUAUAAUUUCUGGAAGGUCCGGACCCAAAUAUUUUUAAAGUUUUGUAUGCGAAUCUUCGGUAAAAAUAGUUGAAUAGCCCUGACCUACAGUACUAAAAAGAGUUUUCAUCAUCUAUGAAUCCACCUACACUUGCACCCAUUGACGUUUGCACUCAAGUACAUUUGCACGCGCAGAUUUUAGCACCGGCAUAUACAUGGGUGGGAUUCGGUGGCUUCCCGCGAAUACGUUCUUGAAAUGUCGUGAUAUCAGCCGACCCGUUCUAGUUUUAGAUCGGCAAGUUUUCUGAAAUGAGUGAACUUGUUGUUAGCAAGUUCGAUGCAAAAUUAAACUCGGUUUAUGAGAGUAGACAUCUUGGUGACAUAGCAAUACAAAGUGAGGAGAAGUGCUAGCAACAAAUUGCUCGACAUAAUCUUGCUUCCGCCAGGUCGAGGCACUGAACUAUAAAUUUAUAUAGAACGUUCUUCUCACUCGUUUGCGGGGUCUCCGACAGAGAGUCAGCAUUUAUGCUCCCAAGCUUACUUCGUAUUGCUUUUGGCAUGUUGUCCUACGUAAGUUUUGGAUGACGUAGUCACGUGGCGGUUAGAAAUGAUAUAUAUAUGCAAAAAUUGUUACGCCACGCCCACUAUAAGUUAUUGUUGCGGUUUCACGAAUCGUCGACUAAAAUAAUUACUAAUCAUUAAAUUAAUUCAGCGGUUUCCAAAAUGUG
Molecule: messenger RNA, 1882 nt
Organism: Styela clava
Lineage: Eukaryota; Metazoa; Chordata; Ascidiacea; Stolidobranchia; Styelidae
Source: RefSeq, a predicted model, not a curated record